This is a messenger RNA of Chenopodium quinoa (quinoa), 2583 nucleotides long. RefSeq lists its product as uncharacterized. Gene Ontology annotation, cellular component: chloroplast. Gene Ontology annotation, biological process: chloroplast organization; regulation of DNA-templated transcription. The transcript is spliced from 3 exons. The record is from RefSeq and is a predicted model, not a curated record. NCBI's taxonomy places the organism in Eukaryota, Viridiplantae, Streptophyta, Magnoliopsida, Caryophyllales, Amaranthaceae. Gene Ontology annotation, molecular function: double-stranded DNA binding. Bases 107 to 1354 code for a protein of 415 amino acids.
UCAACUUGUUAAUUGUUAACUAAUAACAACCCCCAAUAUAGACUAACUACAUCAGCGAAAACAGCCGAAAUACAUGGAAUGUUGAGAGGUUGAAGAAGCUAAGCAAAUGAUAAAAGUUGGGAACAGCUGCAAUGGCGUCCGAGGCCUCUUCUUCUUCAUGCGUACUUUCCAGAACCUUCCAUUGUUGUAUUCAACUUUAACCAAGGAAGGUAACCCUACUUCUUCUUCUUCUUCUUCUUCUUCUUCUUCUUCUUCUUCUUCUUCUUCUUUGUUGCCCCAUUUCUUGGUUAAUUCUCUGGGUUUUACCAAGUAUUAUUCACUCACUACUGCUGCUAAGCUCGCUGAUAAAGUACCAGAAGGGAAGAUUGAUUUGAAUUUUGUUGAAAAUGUUGAUUCUGUAAUUCAAUUCUUUAAUCAACUUGGGUUUCAACAAUCUGAUAUUAGGAAAAUUGCUUGUCGUGAACCUCGGAUUUUAGUAUCUAGGGUUAGUGAAACGCUAAAACCUAAAAUUAAGAUUCUUAAUGAUUUGGGUAUUUUUGGGUCUGAUCUUGUUGAAGUAAUUUUGAUCAAUCCUUCGAUUUUGUUCCAAAAUUUGGGUCCUGCAAUACAGGCUUAUAAAACUGUUUUGGGUAGUGAUGGUGAUGUUGUUACUGUUCUGAAGCAAUCCAGUGGAAUCUCUUUUGAUUGCGCUGCUAAGUAUUUGAUUCCGAAUGUUAAUUUGUUGCAAAAUUAUUGUGUCGUUCCUACUGAAAAAAUCCAGAAUUAUAUUAUUCAGCACCCUAAGAGCUUUGCAGUGAGGACUGAUUUGUUUCGAGAUAUGUUGGUCAAGGUUGAAGUAGAGUUAAAGAUUCCUCGGGGCUCUUCAAUGUUCUUGUAUGGCUUCCACAUGAUGACUCGUGUUAGUGAUAAGCAUAUCGAGGAUAGAUGUGAAGUGUUUAAGAGCUUUGGAUGGACUCAAGCUGAUGUCAUGAGAUUGAUCAAGCAAAAUCCAUUGUGUUUGUGUUAUACGAAGGCAAGGAUUGAGAAAAGAUUAGACUUUCUGAUGAACCAACAGGGUUACGAGCCAUUCUACUUGUCAUUGCAACCUUUAUUAUUCAUUUGUAGCUUGGAGAAAAGGUUAUUGCCAAGACUACAGGUCAUACAGAUUUUGAAGGAAAAGGGGUUUUUAAGGAGGAAUUACCAUCUUUCUAGUGCUAUUGGCAUGACUGACUCUAUGUUCUUCAAAAGGUUUGUUCGUCCAUUUGAGGUAGUCCAUGAAGUUUAUGCCCAAAUGACGGGUUCUACUCUGGGGUCGCUUUUUUCAAGAGGCCAAACCUUUGAGAAUCUACCUCUUUCUAGGAGCGCUGGAACUUAAGCCAAUGGUGUCAUCGGAUUCCAAUGCUGCUUGAUGGUAUCAGGCAAUGUUAACUUUGAAUUUGUCAUCAAAACAACUUUCAUUAUUCUCACAAUAUCAUUUCCUUGUCAGAGUAGCAAUCUUACCUUUUGAAAAUGAACCAGAAAAGGUUGAUAGGCAAUUGUAAUUGGGAAGGCUUGAUUGCAGGAUAUAACUUUGUUCUGAGCAAUGAGUAGAAUUUUAAUGCAAUUCUUGCAAAGGGGCUUGACUCAGAUCUUUUUGCUAAAAGGAACCUCCAGUUUUUGGGAAGAGCAGUAUUUUCACCACCCGUCCAUCCGGCUACCACAAAGCAUCCAAAGCACCCCUUCCUGGUAUUUUCAUGCAUAGUUUGUUUUCAACCAUCCAACGGGAAGGGGAAGCACAGUUCAAGAUGCACUUGCACUGUCUGCAUGACUGUUAAAUGUCGGUGAAAAAGAAAAGACAGUCAAACAUGAAGUGGAGAAUAUCCUGAUAAUUCAUCAAAAGCAAAUUUCUAACAGACAAAUGUUCUAAGCUGAUACGGAAAAUAAUGGCAAAUCCUACAUUGAAGCAUCAGCACCAAACAGAAGAUGAAUCAAAGAUGGCCGAGGUCAAAAUCUGAUUAGGUUGUUACCUGAAAGUGGCAAGGACCAUAUCAAUAAAGGGAAUGGUGUAAUUAUUAUGAUGAUUUUAUAAAGUGAAGGAAUAUUUUUCAAUUAUAUUGUCAAGCAUAGCAACACAUGUGGGUGUGCACCUUCUUUGUAAGGUUGCCACAAGUCAUGCAUUCAUGCAUAUACAUAGUAUGGAAUAUCAAUUCAGAACAACAUAUAGCAUCAAUAUGCAGUACGCAAACAGUUAAACUUAGGUCUAUUGCAAGUUUGCAGGAGUUAAAUUUAUAUUCAAAUUUGGGCGCGUGUUUUUUUUUUUUUUUUUUUUUGGGGGGGGGGGGACAAUUAAGAAACUGGACCCCUUUUCUGGCAAAGUGGCUAGAUUAUGGGCUCUAGUAAAACACUAGUAUCCAAUGUACAUAGCAGCAGGAACAAAAAUACCAUACUUUCUUUGUUGCCAUCAAAAUACUUUAAGGUAUAACAUUGACACUAUAAAAUAUUAUAUGCGGGUAGAGGUGUUAACUAUAAGUGCAGUGGCGGACUUGGGCUUAGACCUGGUGGGUCAAGUGACUCACCAGGCCCAAAAAAAAAUUUUAAGUUAUUUUUUUAAAAAAAAAAAAAAAA